AUGAUGGCAUAUAUACUAAACUUAGAUGCCCAGGCAGGCAUGAAGCUCACCUAAACUCUAAACCAUCCAUCACUAUAGUCUAUAACUCUACUCUCUCUAUAUAUAGACAGACAACCCUCCUCGUUAAUUAAUUCCACUCAUCAAAUCCAUGGGUUCUCUGCAAGAAACACGGCUGCCCCAGUUUGAGUUCUUGACCAAGAAGUCUUACACCCCACCUUCAUGGGCAGCACAUCUCUCUCCCACCCCUUCUCACCUCUUCUCACUCGGACAUUUUCCCACUCCAAUUCACAAGUGGAACCUUCCUAAUCUGCCUAAGAACACCCAGGUUUAUGUCAAGCGCGAUGAUCUAUCGGGAAUGCAGCUGAGUGGGAACAAGGUGAGGAAGCUGGAGUUCUUGAUGGCGGAGGCGGUGGAGGAGGGGGCCGACUGCAUCAUAACCAUCGGCGGUGUGCAGAGCAAUCACUGCCGUGCCACUGCUGUUGCAGCCAAGUAUUUGAAUCUUGACUGCUUUCUCAUAUUGCGCACUACCACGGAUCUAGUGCAUAGAGAUCCAGGCUUGGAUGGAAACCUUUUAGUCGAACGUCUUGCCGGAGCACGUAUAGAGCUCGUCUCCGAAGAAGACUAUUAUAGACUUGGUCGUGAUGAACUCAUCAACAUAUUAAAAAGGAAGUUGUUGAGUGAAGGAAGAAAGCCUUAUGUCAUUCCUAUGGGUGGAUCAACUUCUUUGGCAACUUGGGGUUAUAUUGAAGCAGUUAGAGAGAUCCAACAACAGCUUAAGCAAGGGAAUGUUGUUGGGGCAACAUUUGAUGAUAUUGUUGUAGCAUGUGGAAGUGGAUGCACGGGUGCUGGUCUAGCGCUUGGCUCCCGACUCAGCCAUUUAGGAGCCCAAGUGCACGCAUACUCGUCUUGGGGCACCCCUGAUUACUUCUACGACUAUGCUCAAGGCUUGCUCGAUGGACUCCAAGCCGGCCUCAAAGCUAGAGACAUACUCAACAUAAAAGACGCCAAAGGCCUCGGAUAUGCUAUAAAUACAAGAGAGGAGCUAAUUUUUUUGAAAGAGAUUGCUGAAGAAACUGGCAUUAUUCUUGAUCCUGUCUACAGCGGAAAGGCUGCUUUCCAGAUGAUGAGAGACAUGGCUGAUGAUCCUGCCAAAUGGGAAGGGAGGAAAGUCCUCUUCGUACACACUGGUGGUCUGCUCAGCUUGUACGACAACACGGAUGCAGUCGCCCCAUUGGUUGGGAACUGGCGGAAAAUGGAUAUUUGCGGGUAGUAGUUGCGGGUUUCUCGUUGUUUUUGGAAGAACAAGGGGGGAUGGGAGAUUUCUUGCAUUUGCAGUGACAAACUGUAUUGCAGUAGUUGGCUGGUUUAUUAGUUUGAGUUUCAAUGGUGUUUGAGAUCUAAGAGUUUGUGAAAUUAUUUACAGUGAUUUAAGAUUAGUUUAUAAUGUACCACUUUCUAACUUA
This is a messenger RNA of Salvia splendens (bonfire salvia), 1463 nucleotides long. RefSeq names its product putative D-cysteine desulfhydrase 1, mitochondrial. The transcript is spliced from 10 exons. Lineage: Eukaryota; Viridiplantae; Streptophyta; Magnoliopsida; Lamiales; Lamiaceae. The record is from RefSeq and is a predicted model, not a curated record. Gene Ontology annotation, molecular function: D-cysteine desulfhydrase activity. The coding region runs from base 149 to 1270 and encodes 373 amino acids.